AUGUCAAACUCUCCAAUCGAAGUGCUCAUCUUCGGCGCAGGCGCCGUAGGAGCUUUCUACGGCUCCAGACUCGCCCAAGCGCCAAACGUCAAGGUCUCGUGUGUAUGCCGCUCCAACUACAAGGCCGUGGCCAGCAAUGGCUUUUCAGUGAGCUCGCCGCAAUACGGCGACUACAAAUGGGUGCCUACGCGUGUGUUUGCGAAUCCGAAAGAGGCUGAGCAGAGUGGAGUUAAGUGGGAGUAUAUCGUCGUCAGCACAAAGGCGUUGCCGGAUGUCAGUGACGACUCAAAGUCGUUGGAGGGAUUGGUGCAUGAGGGAACGGCUGUUGUGCUGAUACAGAAUGGGCUGGGAGUUGAAGAGGCAUAUGCGAAACGCUUCCCGUCAGCGAGCAUUCUCAGCGCCGUCACAGUCGUGUCGGCUGCGCAAGAACAGCAUGGCGAGAUCAAGCACAACCGCUGGACGCGCAUCAACAUUGGUCCUUACCUCCCAGACGCAUCCUCGUCCUCGUCGAACGCUGAGCAACAAAACACCAAGUUCGCACAACUGCUGCAGCACGGUGGAGUGAAAGAUGCAGAAGCCUACACACACGCCAAACUCCAACUCGUGCGCUGGCACAAACUCGCCAUCAAUGCCUCGAUGAACCCCUCGAGCGUCCUCUCUAACGGCAGCACAAACGCAGCAAUGGCCAAAGACCCAGAGCUGUCCCGCCAUCUCCACGCAACCAUGCUCGAGAUCCUGACCACCGCGCCCAAGAUCAUCGGUCAAGACUUCCCGCCCGAGUUUGCUUCAGCCGACAAAUUGCUCGCCAGCACGAGGAAGAACACGUCGGGAAGCAGACCCAGCAUGUGGCUUGAUUGGGAGGCGGGCAAGUCGAUGGAGCUGGAAGUCAUACUCGGCAAUCCCAUACGCAUUGCCAGGGACAAGGGCUUUGAGAUGCCGAGGCUGCAGACCUUGUACGCGUUGUUGAAGAUGGCGCAGUCGAACAGAGACCAAGCUGCCAAGGCCAAGUUGUGA
Aureobasidium namibiae CBS 147.97 is the source of this 1014-nucleotide messenger RNA. RefSeq names its product 2-dehydropantoate 2-reductase. Bases 1 to 1014 code for a protein of 337 amino acids. Lineage: Eukaryota; Fungi; Ascomycota; Dothideomycetes; Dothideales; Saccotheciaceae. The transcript has a single exon. Gene Ontology annotation, biological process: pantothenate biosynthetic process. The record is from RefSeq and is a predicted model, not a curated record. Gene Ontology annotation, molecular function: 2-dehydropantoate 2-reductase activity. Gene Ontology annotation, cellular component: cytoplasm.